This is a messenger RNA of Cyclopterus lumpus (lumpfish), 1729 nucleotides long. RefSeq lists its product as uncharacterized. Lineage: Eukaryota; Metazoa; Chordata; Actinopteri; Perciformes; Cyclopteridae. The transcript has 4 exons. The record is from RefSeq and is a predicted model, not a curated record. Bases 61 to 867 code for a protein of 268 amino acids.
UCUGCGCUCAGAGGAGGUAAAGUCGUCCUUGUUGGCUUGUUGAAGAUCAUUUUGUCUGAGAUGCAUCACAGCCUCAUAUUGACAAAAUGGGGAUGGGCACAGCGGAUACUUUUAUACUUCAUGGUCGCAGAUACUCGCUCUCUGAUCACAGUCCUCCAGCCUCCUGUGCUCACCACAGCUCUGGGUCAUGACGUCAUGAUGCCGUGCCAUCUCAAGCUCUCCCACGAUGAGAGAAUGGUGACCCUGCCGGUUCUGUAUUGGUACUUAACACAGAACAACACUGACAGUCACAGGCUGUUCCCCUCUGAGAAAUAUGAACGGCGUGUUGAACUGCUGGACAAAAGUCGGACCACUUCAAACAAGUCCAUAGUCUUGAAGAAUGUCCAGUGGGCCGACAGCGGGAAGUACCUGUGCAAACUGUCCAUCACCACACAGAGGGGUAAAAGCUUCAGGAGGAAAGGAAGUGAAACUGCACUGAAGGUUUAUGACACCAUGGUCUUUAACCUCACCGCUCACAAUGACUCUCUGCUCUGGUGCCAAGUGAACAUGACCCCGGAUCCCGGAUUUGUUUUGUCCAUUUCUCACAAUGGACGCAAACUCCAACCUGCGGACUCUGCUCCAGGAGAUGCGGGCGCAGCUCUGCCCUACGUCACACUCUCAGAGACCAUCCCUCUGAAGAGUGAAGGAGAAUAUGAGUGUCAGCUGCACCUGAACCGAGAUCUAAUAACGAAAAACAUCUUUUACCAUCUGCGUGAGCCAGGUGUGGAGGUGUUUCCAGAGCCGUGGCUGCUGUAUAUGGCUCUCCUCCUGGUGCCCGUCACCAUCCUGCUGAGCCUUGUAACUGCCCUGCUGGUGUACAGGUGCUGAGUUAGUCAACAUCUGGCUGAAACCGAAAGGCUUAGCAAUGGUGAUCCAGGCUCUCAUGACCAUGGACAAUCAGCUACUGUCCAUUCAAGUUAAAAGGGGAGCGCUUUGAAAUCAAAGCAUUGUGCAUGAUCAAAUUCACAGACUACAAUCACAACUGUCCCUGUCCAAUCAAAUAUUCACAUGGCUCCUUCUUAAUUCAGGGGCAGAACCCGCCGAAGAUCCCAAUGCAUCAUAAUGGUUCAUGGCUGUCCCAUUUAGAACAAACAAGCAGCCCACAGAAUCCCCAAAUCCACGAUGAACAGUCAGCCGCUUCGUGGUGAUUUCUGGCUCAUUGUUAACUCAUAAGUCUCCAAUCGAAGCCGGGACUCAACACCUCCUGUACAUUGACGGCACUCACAGAACAUUCAAACACAAGAUCCAGCUAAAUCAUGGUCAAAAAUCACAAAUGAAUUAAAGUAAAUGAAAGAAGAUUGAAAUACCUUCACAAAUGAAGGUUGACUUUAAAGUGGAGGGUUCCUAAAGCAAACUAUAACACUGUAUGUCUCUGUUUAUGCAUUUAAGGAAGACGUAACAAACUAUGUCUUUAUGGCCUCCUAUAAUUAUUUGUCUAUUUCACAAUGUAAACUGUAUAUGUCAAUAUAGAGAGGUGAUAAAGUACUAAAGCGCAUAUUAAAUGAUAUGUUAUUACUCUUAUUUAUUAAUUCUUACUGAUCUUUAGUUAAAUGUACAGUCUCAUGUUGAUAAUAGUAAUAAUAAUACAAGUUUUUUUGGUUUGCUCUCAAUCAGAAAAUAAACCCCUUCACACAUUCCUCUUUUAUCAGAAAUGUAAAUGUCUGUUUGGCUUUUGUUUGUCGAGUUUGGA